Molecule: messenger RNA, 1381 nt
Organism: Ricinus communis (castor bean)
Lineage: Eukaryota; Viridiplantae; Streptophyta; Magnoliopsida; Malpighiales; Euphorbiaceae
Product: RNA polymerase-associated protein LEO1
Exons: 7
Coding region: 149-1000 (283 amino acids)
Molecular function (GO): calcium ion binding
Source: RefSeq, a predicted model, not a curated record
UUUCUUAUAUUUAGAGGGCAAAUUUGUCAUUCAAUUGAAUCAAUUGAUAUGGAUAGAUAACCUUCUUUACUCCUUUGUGUUACUAUUCUAAGCAUCAAACGCUUUUCAAUUAUUUUAAAUCGCGCGAAGAGUAGAUAGUAGAAUCAGAAUGGCAAAAGCUGAGCUAUCAGAUUCAGAAUUGGAUGAAGGCGAAGAAGAAGAAGAGAGUAACGUAGGGAAGCAGCAGCAACAACAGCAGGGAAUAUCAAAUUAUGAAAAACAGAGGCUUUCAAGGAUCGCUGAAAACAAAGCAAGAAUGGAGGCUUUGGGUCUUCACAAAAUAUCCUCUUCUUUAAUUGUUUCUGUUCACAAGUCGAGUCAUCAUCAGAAAUCUGUUCAGCAUAAAGGGAGAAGUAAGGUCGUUGAUGAUGACGACGAUUACAGGCCUAAUGAUGAUGAUGCGGACGACCAAGAUGAUGAUGAUGAUGGUGACGACUUUGGCGACGAAGAUGAAGAUUUGGUGGACCAGUCUUCUUCAAAGUCACGUAAAAACAAGGUUAAGAGUAAAGUCUCAAAGCCUAACAAGAAAGUUUCCGUUCAAAAACAUUUCAGCGCUGUAGAUUACAUUGAUGAAGAUGAUGAUGAAUUAAUGCAGGCAAUUUCUCUCUCAUUACAAGAGUCUGCAAAAGAUGCAAUCCUUAAAGAAAGAAAGGAAAUUGCUAGCAAUCUAGAAGAUGCAGGGAGGAGGAAGAGGAAAAAAUCGCAGUUAAAUAAUCGGGUGCAGAUGACUGAGGAUGAAUUGGUCUUACACUUUUUUCAGUUUGAUGAAGAAGGAAGCGGGUUGCUAACAGUAAGAGAUCUACAAAGACUAGCAACAGCUCAUGAUUUCACAUGGACGGAUAGGGAAUUGGCUGAUAUGAUACAUUUAUUUGAUAGUGAUGGAGAUGGGAAGCUAAAUCUUAAUGAUUUUCGUAAGAUUGCUGGCCGCUGUAACAUGAUACAAGGGUCUGAAAAUUCUUGAUGAGUAUGGAAGAAUGACCUAUCAAUGUAGUAUGAAGUUUCCAGUUUCUUCUAUGUUUUAUGCCUAGUGGAUGAAGCGAAUCGUCCUGCUUGAUGGGCUCCUUGUGGCAUGGAACAAUUUUGUGAUUUCUCAAACUCAAAGUAUUAGACUUUGCUGGCAGGCUACCACUGCAAGCCGUCUCAGACAAGGGAUGUCAUAUUGACCCGACCACCUUUUGUUGAUAUGCAUGUUUUAGGAUCAGUCGUCUGUUACAAAAUGAUUAAAUGAUUGCACGAUUAACUUUAGUUUGGUUCCCAAGCGGGAAACGAUUUUUCUAUGAUUCCUUUGUAUAUUAGGCUUUGUGCGGCUAUAUUGGAUUGUAAAAAUCAGAUUAAAGGUCUA